AGCCGAGCGCCGUCAGAGCAAUUUCGAACUAAUACACAACAUCAAAGUAUCAGUCCACGAUCUACCAUCACCGGGGGAUGGCGUCUGCACGCUCGUCCAUUUAUCAGGAUCUAUCAGAGAUUUAUGAUACUGUUCCAAAUAAGGAACAUCCCAGAAAAUUAAUUCCAGAAUUAUGCAAACAGUUCUAUAAUCUUGGAUGGGUCACUGGAACGGGUGGAGGAAUUAGCAUCAAACUUGAUGAUGAAAUCUAUAUUGCUCCUUCUGGAGUACAAAAGGAACGGAUUCAGCCAGAUGACCUUUUCAUACAGAAUAUUGACGGAGACGACAUACAGCUCCCACCGGACUACAAAAAGUUAACAAAAAGUCAAUGUACACCUUUGUUCAUGUUGGCGUAUCGUGACAGAAAUGCCGGAGCAGUCAUUCACACCCACAGCCAAUCUGCAGUGAUUGCUACACUAUUGUGGCCUGGACGUGAAUUUCGAUGCACCCAUUUGGAAAUGAUAAAGGGCAUUUACGAUCAUGAAUUAGAACGUAAUCUUCGAUUUGAUGAGGAACUUGUAGUUCCCAUAAUAGAAAACACACCGUUGGAAAAAGAUUUGGAGGACCGAAUGGCAAAAGCAAUGGAAGAGUAUCCUGGAACGUCGGCAAUACUUGUUCGGCGACAUGGGGUCUAUGUUUGGGGGCACAGUUGGCAGAAGGCAAAAGCAAUGGCGGAAUGCUAUGAUUACUUGUUUUCGUUAGCUGUUGAGAUGAAGAAGCUUGGAUAUGAACCAAACGAUGUUCCGAAGUACUAUAGAAACAACAAGUAAAUCAGUGAAUUUAAUUAUCAACAAAGGAACAUUAGGUGCAUUAAAAAUGCAAUAUUUGCCGAAACCCCAGGUGUCAUCGCCACUUAGCCUAUUAGAUUUGGCACUCACGAAGCAACAACAAUAAAAUAACGUAGAGCAAAAUAGGAAUAGGUUUGAUGCCCAUUUUUCCGCAGUAUCGGGUACAGUUUUUAUAGAAAGCACAAAAAAUACAUUGCAAUAAAAAUAUUUAACCACA
Messenger RNA from Armigeres subalbatus, 1044 nucleotides. RefSeq names its product probable methylthioribulose-1-phosphate dehydratase. The record is from RefSeq and is a predicted model, not a curated record. Gene Ontology annotation, molecular function: metal ion binding; methylthioribulose 1-phosphate dehydratase activity. NCBI's taxonomy places the organism in Eukaryota, Metazoa, Arthropoda, Insecta, Diptera, Culicidae. Gene Ontology annotation, cellular component: cytoplasm. The transcript has 8 exons. Bases 78 to 809 code for a protein of 243 amino acids.